This is a messenger RNA of Apis mellifera (honey bee), 7582 nucleotides long. RefSeq names its product protein turtle. The coding region runs from base 1270 to 5454 and encodes 1394 amino acids. Gene Ontology annotation, cellular component: plasma membrane; axon. Gene Ontology annotation, biological process: axon guidance; dendrite self-avoidance; homophilic cell-cell adhesion. The transcript has 17 exons. The record is from RefSeq and is a predicted model, not a curated record. NCBI's taxonomy places the organism in Eukaryota, Metazoa, Arthropoda, Insecta, Hymenoptera, Apidae. Gene Ontology annotation, molecular function: cell-cell adhesion mediator activity.
GCAACGCACUGUGAUGGCGCCGCGCACCGCCGCCAGCCGAGCGGUCCAACGUCGUCGAACCGCUACUCCGUGACGGGCCGCGGCCGUCUCUCUUCUCUCCGCCGUUUCUUUCUUUUCUCUUCCCUCCCGUGCGAUCUUGGCGCGCGCGCGAAUCGCGGUGGACGUUCAGGUGGAAAGUUGACGCGGCGGUGCGCGCGAUCCUCCGCCGUUUCGCGUGUUGUGUUGUGACCGCGGAGUGGAGAUAUCUAGUGUGGUGUUGUUACGACGAGAAGUCAUAUCGUCGAGUGGAUCGUGGAAAAGUUCGGUGUCGAGACUCGAGGUGGGAGGACGGAAGAUCUCGCGGGGCGUUGGAUCGAUCGGGUCGGUGACAAGCGACUCGAGGCGAGGCGUCGAGCGAGCGAAUGUUGGAAAUUGGUGGACGGGAGCGAGGCGAAUCGAUGGCGCGGGGGAGAUGGUGACACGGCACGGUCGUGGCAGCACGCGCGGUGUUGCGUCACGUGACCGAAGGCGGCUGGUAGGAAGGCGACAGGCGGCCAGUCCAGUGGGGAAGGCGAGCAGCGGAUAAAGCGAAGAAGCGGUUGUGGGAUCGUCGUCGGAUGGGCCGUCGCCGGAUCGCGAGAUGUCCUAGCGAAGGCAGGGAUCGCGCGUGUCCGACCCGAUACGAUCCCCCAGCGACGACCCCCUCCCCCCCGUGUUUCCAAUCGCCCUCGCACGUCCCCCUCCCGCCCUCCCGGAACGCGCUCUCCCCGUGCUCGGAUCGACGGGUGAAAAAAGGAAAGGGGGGAAAGGAGAAGGAAAGGAAAGACACGUGCGCGCGCGAGCGAGCUUCCUCCUUUCCGCGGUUCCUUUUCGAAAUUUCGUCCCGAUACGCGUCCCUUCCUCCGUCCCCUUUCCUCGUUCGUCGCGCACGCACGCACACAUACACGCGCGCGGUUCUGCCUCGUUUCUCUACGUACGCGUAUGCACGCGGAGACGAGCAAGUUUCCGAAUCGAGUCCACCAAAGUCCUUGAUCCUGUUGAGCAAGGGGUGAUCCUGGGCCCCACCCGUGUGCGAAGGAACCACACCCCGGUCACCAGAAAAGGAACGGAGGAUACCAGAUUUACCGGGCGCCUCCUGGUGAUGACAGUGGCACGCCGCGGAGGCUAAGGUGGUGGGGGUGUCGCGGCGGGUGAAGAAGUGGCGAGGCUCGUGAAAAUUGGGGCCGGGAACGGACGAUCCGGGCAGCGGUAGUGGUGGCGGAACGGCAGGGGUACUAUGGGAGCGGGGGUAUGGGGGGCGGAGGAGGGCUGCAAGCCACGGACCUCCGGCGAAGGCUCGAGUCCACGAGGCGUUCGGGAACCACGACUCGUCGUCCCCAGAGUCCUCCUCGUUCCCUAAGGCGCGAUGCUUCCCGACCGUGCCACGACGCCACCGAUGACCAGGAAGAAAGAGUCGAGUUGCAAGCGACUCUGGCCUCCGGUCAGCCCACGUGCACAGGUUGGCGGGCGUGCAGACGGCAGGACGGGAGGAAGGAGGAUGGAGAGGAGGGGGAAGGAGGGUGGAGGAGGUGGUGGAGCGGCGGAUCAGGCGUAAUCGGUUCGUCGGCGCGCGGGGCGAGGAUCUUUGGCGCGGAUCAGGACGGGAGGAAGGAAGGAAGGAGCGGGAAGAGGCAUCGGCUUCGAUGGCGUCGAGGGGAUUUACGGUGGAUCGCGGACGUGGCAACGAGGACCCUCCUCCUCGGCAUCGUGCUUUUCGUUACGCCAGGUCUGUGCAACCAGGACGCGGUGCACAUUACGGCGAUCCUUGGGGAGAGCGUUGUCUUCAACUGUCACGUAGAGUUCCCCGGUGAGCACCCAGUGCCCUACGUUCUCCAAUGGGAGAAGAAGGUAGGAGAUGCGGGGCAGGAGAUACCGAUAUACAUAUGGUACGACUCGUAUCCGACCCACAGUGGCGAGGGUUACGAGGGCCGGGUCUCGAGGGUGAGCCCGAACUCACCUUACGGCGGGGCGAGCCUCAACCUGACCGACAUCCGCGAGAGCGAUCAAGGAUGGUACGAGUGCAAGGUCGUUUUCCUCAACAGGUCGCCCAACAAGAACGGCACCUGGUUCCAUCUGGACGUCCACGUUCCAAGAGUGUCGAGGGAGGAUAAAAACGAUUGGUUGGUUUUCGUAGCGCCGCCAAAAUUCAGCAUCACGCCGGAGGAGAUGAUCUACGUGAACGUGGGCGACGCGAUAAUAUUGAACUGCCAGGCGGAGGGCACGCCGACACCCGAGAUCCUUUGGUACAAGGACGCGAGCCCGGUCGAGCCCUCGUCGACCAUAGGGAUAUUCAACGACGGCACCGAGCUCAGGAUCUCGACCAUCAAGAGCGAGGACAUCGGGGAUUACACGUGCAUCGCUCGUAACGGAGAGGGUCAGAUCAGUCACACGGCCCGCGUCAUAAUCGCUGGUGGAGCAGUGAUCACCGUGCCGCCGAUGAACCAAACGAAAUUGGAAGGGGAGAAGGUGCAGUUUAACUGCGAGGCUAAAGCUCUUCCCGGCAACGUGACCGUACGUUGGUUCCGCGAGGGUUCGCCGGUUACGGAACUCUCGGAGCUGGACACGAGAGUGACGAUCAAAUCGGACGGUAGCCUGGUGAUCAAUCCCGUGAGCGCCGACGAUUCAGGCCAAUACCUUUGCGAAGUGACGAACGGCAUCGGUGAUCCGCAAAGCGCCAGCGCUUACCUAAACGUGGAAUAUCCGGCAAAAGUGACGUUCACUCCCACGGUGCAAUAUCUGCCGUUUCGGUUGGCUGGCGUGGUACAUUGUUACAUAAAAGCGAAUCCCACCCUUCAAUACGUGACGUGGACGAAGGACAAACGAUUGCUCGAACCUUAUCAAACGAAGGAUAUCGUUGUGAUGAACAAUGGCUCCCUGCUUUUUACACGAGUCAAUGAGAAUCACCAGGGCCGGUAUACCUGCACGCCUUAUAACGCGCACGGCACGCAAGGAAGUUCCGGGCCGAUGGAGGUGCUCGUGCGAAAUCCGCCUGUGUUCACUCUCGAGCCGGAGCCGAUCUAUCAGAAAAAGGUGGGCGAAACGGUGGAGAUGCACUGCGACGCUCAGGAAGCGGAGGGCACGCAGAAACCCACGAUACAGUGGCACAGGAGGGAUGGCGCGUCCAUCCAACGAAAUCGGGCCAAGACCGUCGGCGGGAAUUUAACGAUCGAAAGCCUUCGCCGCUCGGAUUUCGGCUUCUACCAGUGCGUGGCGUCCAACGAGGUUGCCACCAUAUCGGCCUCCACGCAAUUGAUCGUCGAAGGCACGCAACCCCACGCCCCGUACAACGUAACCGGUACCGCGACCGAGUUCUCGGUCACGUUGACUUGGCUGCCGGGAUACUCUGGAGGGCCUGAUUACAAACAAGACUAUACCAUCUGGUACAGAGAAUCGGGUACGUCGGAAUGGAAGAUGAUUCCGGUAACUCCGUCGGGAAGCACAACGGUGACGAUCAACAGUCUGACGCCAGGAACGCUGUACGAGUUCCAAGUGAUAGGGAAGAACGCUCUGGGCGAUGGAAUGUUGAGCAAACUGAUCACGAUCAGGACCCUUGACGUGGCACUGACGCAUUCAGCGACUCCAUCCUCGAACGCCGGCCAAGCUGCAGCCACGGACGAAAGCGACAUCUUAGAUCAUAAUACACUCAUAUUACCGACCGAUUCCACCGGCAACCCAGUGUUCCCGCCAAUCAUGCGCCCGAAAGGACCGAAGCCAGGUCCUCCGAAAAAUCUGACGGUGACGGAGGUCAGUAACGGUUUCCUCAUCACCUGGGAGGCCCCUGUGGAGCGUAAUCACCUGAUUCAAUAUUACACCAUCAAGUACAAGACGGACGGGCCGUGGAAAACGCUGAACAAGGGACAGAUCAGGGCCGAGGAAACCAGUUAUUUGGUGAAAAAUCUGGUCGGUGGUAGGACGUAUUAUUUCCAAGUGUUCGCGAAUUCGGCGACCAACUACGGGGCCAGCGAUCAGGUGAAGUUCGCGGUCCCGGCGCGGGUGAAGCACAAGGCGAUCACCGCGGGCGUCGUCGGUGGUAUACUGUUCUUCAUUGUCGCGAUCAUCCUCAGCAUAUGCGCGGUGAAGAUUUGCAAUAAGCGGAAGAGACGAAAACAGGAGAAAGAACUGCUUUCAGCGUAUAGUAUGGUGGCCUGCCGGGUCACCGACGCCAGGAACGGCGCAGGGCAGGGGCCCCAGGGAACAGUGCCUUUGAAAAAACCUAGAAAAAGCCGAGUACCAGGUCUGAAUCUCCUGAGGGAGAUUCUGAACCCGGGCACGCCCGACUCGUGCCGCGGCCGACCACUGGGUAAGAUCUCGCGGGCGGCGGACGGCCGCUUCGUGGUGGCCGACUCUGCCCUCAGCUCGGCCAACAACAGCAUCCUGGACGCGUCGAGCAGCGACGACGGCGGUUUCCUGCCGAGGCAACGGUUGGCCAAGUCGUCGUGGAGGCGGCCGCUGGUCGGCACCAGCCAGCUCAGCCUGAGGUCGGACGGGAGCGGCGUCUCGAUCGGCGGCGGGGGCGGCGGCGGCGUCCCCCCGCCCUCGAUGCACCACCACCACCACCACCACCACCACCACCACCUGCACCACGGGACGGUGAACUCGUUGAGCUCGAGGGUAGCGCCGACCGUGUGCACGAUCUCGUCGCCGAGAUUUCUGGCGAGCUCGCCGAGCGGGCCCCAGGUGCCGUGGACGCCGCUGUACUUCAGCGACCUGAGCUCGGUCAGGCAGCCGUCCUCGGGCGGGGAGCGGUCGUUCCCGACGCCGCCCGACUACCUGCAGCUGCGCAGCGUGCACCAGCGCUACAGCCAGGAGCUGCCCUCCCUCAAGGCGAUACACGCCGAGUCGAGGCGGUUCGUGCCGGUCCAGCCGCUGGCCACCUCCUCGCCGCCCCAGCCGGCGGGCAGGUCGAGGGCGAGGCUGCCGCCGAGGCACGCGAGGCACGCGAGGUCCGCCCCCGAGUUGGCCGCCUCGCCCGACCUCGAGACCUCGCCCGAGAGCAGGUCGAGCAGCUCGGGCUUCGGCAGCAAGAACACGUCGCAGCAGAACCAGAGCUCGAGGAGCGGCAGCACGGUGGCCGAGUGGAGGCCGCCCCCCUACAGGCCGCCGCCCCCGCCCCUCGUCGGCCGCUGGCUCGAGCUCCAGGAUCAGCCGGCCAAAGCCGGCCACGGCCAGACCACGGCGGUGGACGCCGGCAGCGUGGACGGCCACUACGAGUUCGACCCCGUCUCCUGCACGCCCACCCCCACCUCCGCCUCCACCCCGACCAGGGAGGAGAGGCUGCCCGUCCACCAGAUCCACCACCAGCUUCAUCACCAGCCGCCGAGGUACAGCAGGGACAACAUCGAGGCGAGGGUGCAAGCGAUGAAGGCCGAGUUCCAUCAAUUUCGACAGCGGCAAGCGAGGAGAAGGCAGAGCGCUCAUUUGGAGAGCGCUUGUUGAACGAGAGGAGAGCACUGUUCCAGAUACACGUCGCAUCAUCGAAUGGAUCCCGGCUGUGACGAGAAUUCGUAUUCGUUCACGGAGACCAACCGUUAGAAAAAAGCACAACGAGGAUCAUCGCACGCGAUUCCAGUAUAGGAAAACUUCAAGUCAAUUCUAUCAGCUGGGCAAAUCAUCUCUGUAAAAAUGUAGAAAGAAAAGAAACAAAAAAAAAUCGAAAAAAAAAAAGAGAAAAGGCUGUUAACGACAAACAUCAGCUCAGGACAUUAUUAAAUUUUCAUCGAUGAACGAACGACAAAAACGUAGUAGAACGAAUGCGUUUUGUUAAGAACCUGUCUAUCGUUCGAGUUCGAUCGUUGAAGAUCCGAGAGGAGACCAACGAGCCAGUCUUUCUCCCAACUUCCUCCCUCUCUUACGUUCGAAGGAAGAAGCAUAGCAGAAGAAGGAGAAGGAGAAGGAAGAAGAAAAGAAGAGAGAGACGAUUCGAAUUCGACGAUCAUUUAUUAUUGGUCAUAUCCCGCGUGGUACGCCUACGUCCAAUUCGAAGGACCGCGAUUUUUAGCGUUACUAAAUAUUAAUAGAGAGUCGGGGAAUGCGAGGAAAUGAAAGUUUUCCAAGCACUGAAAUUAUUAUUCCGACCGACAGACUGCGCGGCAUACGAUCGGCAAAAUAUUGAAUACGCGCGAGGAGGUUUUACUUUAGAGGAGGAACGUUGAUAAAAGAAAAAAAGAAAAAAAAAAAAAAGAAACGAGAGAUGGCACGAUGCUCCAAAGAAUCUGUACCAUGCUCCGAUACUAUACCUUUUAAAAAAACGACACGUAAGAUUAACCUUAAUCGUACACUGUAAGUAUUACAAUUAAAGGAAAACGGAAAAAAAAAAUAAUAAUAAUAAUAAAUAACGAAAAAAAAAAAUAAAUGCGAGACAACGGGAAAAAAAGAAGAGGAAGAAGAGGAGGAAGAAAUAAGAAAAGACACGAGUAAGAUAAUCGAAGAAUUACCACACACGUAUACAUACAUACACACACAAUGAGAAAUUAAGUAAUGAAAAAAGAAAAAAAAAGGAAAAAAGAAAAAAAGAAAAAAAGAAGUUUAAAAAAAGUAAAUUAUAUCGACGAGCAAAAUGGACUCGAAACGUGAUAUUAGGCCGAAGCUUGCCUGGAGAUUGCUUAAGGACUCACUCGUACUGCACUGCCUGUUUAGGGUUUCGCUAGCGACCCAACAUAUUAUCGGCACAAUAAUUUUUCUUAAGCAAACGUAAACGAGAAUAAAAAUAACGUUCUUUGAAUCUAUCGCGCGCGUCCUGACGGCCACGAGGCUUGCGUACACGUGCGUGCACGCUUUCCGCGAUUAUCGAGAACCGUACACCGCCUUUCCCCUUCCCUCUCUUCCUUCCUACGUCCCCUUCCCUUUCACUCGGGUCAAACCUUUCGAUCGGAUCGACUUUUGCCACGCGCGAAAACUUCCCCUUCGGUCAACUGCCAGUGAAUACAAUGACGAUGACGAUGACGAUGACGAUGACGAGAAAAAAAGAAAAGAAAAGAAAAUCAUUUUUUGAUUCAUUCCUGAUUCAUCCCGAUUCCGUUGGUCCCGACGGGGAGAGCGCUCGCCACAGCAAAAGCUCCUGUGACUGAUUAAACGAAAGAAUAAAAUAAAAUAAAACCGAAAGGAGACCGCUGCUAAUCGUGCACUCGCGUGGAUGCAUCGCCCUUCGAAUGCCGUGAUCCGUGCAUUAUAGGAAGAAAAAACAAUUAUACACGCGUACACUCGUAUCGACACACGACGUUAAAUACGACGUACAUUCUUACACUACCUAAAAAUUAUACAUACAGACGAAGCGAAAAAGGAUGAGCGCGAGAGAGAGGAUGAGUGAACGAUGAGUGCGAAUGAACACGGACACACGCGUAACACGAACACGUUCUUCGAGACCCACCUGAUUUUCACCAAACGCAUUUCUAUUAGGGGAAAAAAAGAGAAAAAAACGGAAAAAAAAAAAAAAAAAAAAAAAAAAAAAAAAAAAAAGUAAUCAUCUCGAGUCGAGGACGAAGCUCGUGGUCGGCCCACAGAGUGUUCGAGAUACGAUGCGAAAUACGGGCUAACUUCGAUCGAGUUAAUAGAAGAAAAAAAAACG